AUGAAUUUGAAGCAGUUGGAAGAAAGAUUGAAUUCUUUCAAUCAAAAAUAUUUGACUGAGUCUUCUUCAUCAAUGUCGACAGUGACAAAGUAUGUUACUGUUUCGAUAGAUCACCUGACGUCAGAAAGUCCAAAUGUUUCAGAUUUAUCCUUUAGCGCCAGAUAUGAAACAAAUCGUAUAAAGUCUUUCCAGGACAAACUCCGAAGUAUUUCGACUCCAACAAUGGAUACUUUGAUGUCCGGGUAUUUUUUUCAUUUAGUUUCAGUAGUGUUGGUAUCUUUGUUUCUAGUCCUGUUAACAAUCUUUAUCUUGGAUCUAAUCAAUGGUCCUCAAGAUAUAGAUAUCAGAGCAGAGUCAACUCGCUCACAAGUUUCAUCUAGUGGUCAUGAAAAGACAAGGAGCCAGUUGAACAAUGGCGAUAACAACACAGAGUGUGGUGGCUACAAUUUCGCCGGUAAAGUGAACGAAACAGUUGGCACAAAGAACGGUGUGGUGGUUAAUGUAAGUGACUACAGCCUCAGAAAGCAAAGCACCAAUCUAGACUCCAAUGAGUUAGAUUACGUAGAUUUCUGGGAUGAAGAUUAUACUGUUUCGGAAAGAAGCGUUAAUAGGAUUCACCACAGAUUGUUCGGUCAUAGUCUGAUCGAACUUUCUAACUCAAAAGAAAAUCUACGAUCCAAAGCUAAGAAGGUUCACCAUGCCAAUAAUGAAACGUUCAACAGCUCAGAUGUAUUUAUUGAAACCCCUGUCAAAUGUAAGCCCAAACCUUUGGGUACAAGAAGCUUUGAUGAGAGAGCCGAGACCUCAAGAACCAAAGCGAAUAGGUCUUCAUUGAUAUUUCCAAUCUUUAUAGCAGACAGCAACGGGGAGGAAGAGUUCUUCAUGAACUUUCAACACGAACACAGGUUGUCCAGAAAGAUGCAGUUUUUAAUACAAAAUAUGGUCGAACCAAUUGACUAUUUCAAUUACCAUGAGCUAGUGACCAUAGACUGGGCAAAAUUCAACGAAGAGGAAUUUUCAGAAGAGAGAUUCAAGGGGGAUUUGAACGUCCUUGAUGAAGGAACUAUAUCCAUAUUCAGAUUUCUUGUUUCUAAUGAAUAUAAUGGAGAUGCAAUAGGGUUGAAGAAAUAUAUUGCCUUAAUAAACGAGAAGGUAGAUUUCUUCAUCGAAAAAGUUCUUGAAUCAUUUAAUUACAGCUUAUUCACUUUGAUUAGAGAUAUUUUGACUUUUGGUGAUAAGAUUAAUUUGGCACAAUUGAAAAAGAUCUUUGAAAUGAUAGGUCUAGGCGAUACAGACUUGGAAAACAUUGAAAUUAUCAAUAACAUCAUUAUAAUUGUGAACGCAAUAGACUCCAAGCUGAUGUUUCUUUUUUUCCAAUUGGAGUUUCUAGAGUAUCCAAAUUUCAGUGAACCUAGGAAAUUGUCACAUUUGAAAAUAUUAAAGUACUACAUUGCCUUCAACAAAGAAAAGUUAUUGAAUGACAUCAAUUUAGUUAUUGUGAUAACUUCACAGUUCUCGAAGAUGGUUCAGGUAAUAAUCAAUUCCCACAGUCCCAAAGAGCUAGCUGAAUUGAUUGACACCUAUUUACUAUUCAAUUCUUUUUUGAGCAAAAUCAACAUACCCCCCUCGCUAGGAUUGAAUAUUCUUGACAAUUUAGUUCUAGUUCAUGAGAAGUUGAAGGUGAAAACAACAUCACACCUUCCUGCUCCGGAGUUCAAGAUUGAUUCAAUUGACAAGUUGGAUUGA
Messenger RNA from Yamadazyma jaroonii, 1746 nucleotides. The record is from the annotation of a GenBank genome assembly. Lineage: Eukaryota; Fungi; Ascomycota; Pichiomycetes; Serinales; Debaryomycetaceae.